Messenger RNA from Malassezia restricta, 2427 nucleotides. RefSeq lists its product as uncharacterized. The record is from RefSeq and is a predicted model, not a curated record. NCBI's taxonomy places the organism in Eukaryota, Fungi, Basidiomycota, Malasseziomycetes, Malasseziales, Malasseziaceae. Gene Ontology annotation, biological process: eisosome assembly; endocytosis; negative regulation of protein kinase activity. Gene Ontology annotation, molecular function: lipid binding. Gene Ontology annotation, cellular component: eisosome filament; plasma membrane. The transcript has a single exon. The coding region runs from base 1 to 2427 and encodes 808 amino acids.
AUGAACGUGCAGGUGGACAGGAAUCAGCCACGCACGCCCGCGACCGACAGCCGCGCGCUGCAGAACCUGAUCAAGAGCGAAAAGGCGUACGUCGACGACCUCCUGGGCGCCACGUCUGCCGCCUACGCGGCCGCCUCGUCCCUCCACGCCUGGGGCAUCUCCGAGACACCGGACCUGGAUCAUGCAUCGGGCAUCGUGUCGCAGGCACUCGAGUCCGCCGCGAACGCGCAAAAGACGUACGCACAGGCCCUCGAUCAGUACAAUGCGUCACUAAGAGACAUGCUCGAUCGCGAGCAGAGCAUCCGCAGCAUCGUGCGCGACCGCGACAUUCUCAUGAGCCGCGUCAUCAAAAUGACACAGCGCAAACCAACGCGUUGGGAACUGAUGAAAGGCGAGGAAGACCACCAAGCACGCGUCAUCGACGCCCAAAACGAGCUCCAGGCAUGCGAGCAGACACUCGCGAAUGAGACGACCGCUCUCGUGGCCGUCAAGCGCCGCACCUUCAAAGAGGCCCUGACAAUGCGCGCCAAGGUGCUGGGCGAUACGGGCGCCCGCAUGAUGGACAGCGCGCGCGAUAUCCUCGUGUUCCUCGACACAUUCGACGCGGACUACCCCGUCGCACCCGUGCCCAUCCAGCCGUAUACGAUGCCGUACCCGCCGCCGCCGCCACCCACCGUCGUCGGCCCCGCGGAUCAGCACGUGUUCUUGUCCGACGCCUCCGUCUUUCGCCACAUCAUGCCACAGGAAGCGCAGCCACAGCCGCUCAUCCAGCCCAGCGCGCAUGACCACGCGCUGGUGUACGAGCAGCCGCAGCUGCCGUACGAACAGGCCUGGACCGAACCUGCCGCCGACGCCGUGGCUCCAUCGCCGCUGCCAUCGAUGGAUCACUCGUCACUCAUGGCCUCGCCUGUGCCACGCUCGCGCUCCAGGACGAAGCGCUCAUCGAGCCUGUCGCGACACUUGCACGCUGCCUCGCUGCCGACCGUGCCCGGUGGCGUGCCCACCGCGCCGCGCAUGAACCUGGACCACGCUCGCGAUGGCUUCGUGGCGCCGGCCGUCCCGGGUGGCGUGCCGACAGCGCCGCGUCUCUUUGUGCACGACAACGACUCCGACGAGCUCAGCACGGCGGACACGUCCGUCGUGCAUCGUCCACAGCGGCAUCGCCGCGUCGCCUCGGACGAUGGACACCGACGAUCCCACUCGUCAGGCGGCGGCUUCUUCUCGCGCGUCUCGAAUCUCUUCCGCACCGACAUGGCCGGCGCGCCAUCCAGCUCCGACGCACUCCUAUCGCCCAGGAAGAGCAGCAGCAGGUCUGGCCGGUCGUCUGCGUGGCACAUGCGCGAGCACCGCGACAGCAGCGACGACGAGAUGCCCACGAAUGUGACGCGCCACGUGAACGAGCGUGUAGGUGCGAGCCGUGCCACGCCACGCAUGCCGAUCCGUUCUCGCGAGGAGCAGAUGCUCGACGAUGCCAUCCGGCAAAGCGUGAUUGGCGCCGGCAUCACCGCCCGGCCCUCCUCGCGCCAGUCAGACUCGUACGGCAUCUCCAAGGGCCCGCCGCCUGCGCAUGUGAUGCAUCAGCGCAAGACACGCAGCAGCUCCGUGGAUCUCGGUGCGCCGGGCGCCACGCGCAAAGUCAAGAAACGCGUGAGCUCCGACCGCGUAUCGUCGACAGGCUCGGCCGCCUCGACGCACUCGGUCAAGACGAAAAAGAAGCGUGAUCCAGCGACAGGUCAUGCAUUCCCACCGCCCGCUCCCUCGAGCUACUUCCAUCCAAGCAAGCAUGCGACCGAGUCAUGGGUCACGCGUCCUGAUCAGCUGGCACCCGGCGCCUCCAGCACACCUAGCUCGUCUCGUACCGCGACGCCGCUCAAGUCGGCUAUCAAGACCAAAAAGACGCCGAAGAAGAAGCAUAUCUCCAUUUCCGAGUCGCAGACGGACAUUCCCUUCAAGCUCGAACUCGGUCGGCCCGUCGACGGCACCGGCUCCCUCGGCAUGGACACGACGCCCGCGGCCGAGAGCCUGGCACCCGCUCUCUCGUACCUCCAGGUGACCGCGCCACCCAACCAGGCCGCGCCGGACACCGAGGCCUCUGAGAUUUACCGCGCGUUUUUGUCGGAAGGCAUCCCGACGUCUACGAAGGAGGCACCUGCGCCCGCAGCCGAGGCGCCGCCGCCUGCGGCGCCGCUCGCCCCCGCUCCGCUGGUGCGUGAGGAGACCACGCCCAGCCCCGGACCGUCCACGUGGAACACACGGAUCGGCCGGCGCGACGCGGACUCGAGCGACGAGGACGACGCGGCUCUCGGCGGCAGCGACUACUACUCAGCCCGCGCAGCCUUUGGCGAGUCGACGCGCCAUCUCGGCUUGGCUACGGGUGCGAUUCAGCCCAGCGAGGAAGGCGUCAAGAAAAAGGCCACGCGGACGUAA